CUUUCGCUUUACCUUCCCUCAACAAUCUCUGUUUCUCCUCAUCUUCAUAGUCAUAUAAAAUCCAUUUCCCUCCCAUACAAAACCGCAAUAUUCAACUUGAUGAUUGAGGAACUACCCCGCAACCCCACAUCUCGACCCCUCACAUAAAAGAAAAUGGCGACAGAAACACAAACGAAACAGCCAACGAAGGAAACUUUUCAUUUCAUCAAUGAUCCUGCGGACGCGAUUAAUGAAGCGGCUAUUGGCUUAACGGAACACAAUCCAACCCUUUCUUAUGAGGUUGCACAUAAGAUUGUGUAUCGGAGUGAUUUGGAGAGCUUUCGGAGAGAUCAUGUAACAACAAUUGGGUUUGCUGGAGGUGGACACGAACCUAUGUUUUCCGGCUUUGUCGGGCCAUCCUUCCUCUCCUGUUCUGUCUCUGGAAACAUAUUCGCUUCUCCAACUGCUGCUCAAAUCUUCCGCGCCAUCCAGGUCUGCCAACCCACUCCAGGCUCUUCUCCAGGUACUUUGAUCGUCUGCGGAAACUACACAGGUGAUAUCCUGAAUGCCGGAUUAGCCAUAACACGCGCCACGGCAGCAGGAUAUAAAGUCCGCUUCAUUCCAAUCGGAGACGAUGUUGCUGUCGGUAGGAAGAAAGGUGGGAAGGUAGGGAGGAGAGGAUUGAGUGGUCAUGUAGUAGGAUUAAAAAUCGUGUGUGCAUUGGCUGACAGAGGAGAGAGUCUUGAGAGAGUUGGUGAUGUGAUGGACUAUAUUGCUGGGAAUUCGGGCACUAUUGCUGUUGCUUUUGAUCGAGUAGCACUCCCGAACAACAUCAUAACAGAAAUCCAGACCCUCCCUCCCUCAACCAUCGAACUCGGUCUGGGCUGCCACGGCGAACCAGGUCUCCGCCAAAUAUCACCCGUUCCCAGCCCGGAAGCUUUGAUCAAAGAAAUGAUUGCGCUCUUAACAGACACAUCUGACUCCGACCGGGCAUUCAUCCCUUUCAACAAAGGCGGAAAAGAGGAAGUUGUUCUGCUAGUCAAUAGUUCAGGGAGUACUUCGGAUGAGGUACUAGCUAGAUUUGCUGAGUUAGCUAUUGAGGAGUUGAAAAGUCAGGGUAUUGAGGUUGUGAGGUUGACAUUGGGGCCAAUGGUAACAAGUUUGAAGCAGAGUGGGUUCGGGUUUACGGUUUGGAGGCUGCCAGGUGAGGGGGAGAAGGGCCCACUGAGUAGGGAGGAGGCAUUGAGGUGCUGGGAUAGGAAGGUUGAGACUGCUGCUUGGAGGCAAUAAAAGGGUUUGAGAAGGGAAGUGAUGUAAUAGUCAUGUCUGCAUAGCAAUCGAGU
This is a messenger RNA of Mollisia scopiformis, 1322 nucleotides long. RefSeq names its product DAK1/DegV-like protein. Gene Ontology annotation, biological process: glycerol catabolic process. The coding region runs from base 154 to 1269 and encodes 371 amino acids. Gene Ontology annotation, cellular component: cytosol. Lineage: Eukaryota; Fungi; Ascomycota; Leotiomycetes; Helotiales; Mollisiaceae. Gene Ontology annotation, molecular function: glycerone kinase activity. The record is from RefSeq and is a predicted model, not a curated record. The transcript has 3 exons.